This is a messenger RNA of Fopius arisanus, 1467 nucleotides long. Its product is annotated as inactive pancreatic lipase-related protein 1. Gene Ontology annotation, biological process: lipid catabolic process. Bases 255 to 1349 code for a protein of 364 amino acids. Gene Ontology annotation, molecular function: lipase activity. The record is from RefSeq and is a predicted model, not a curated record. The transcript is spliced from 7 exons. Lineage: Eukaryota; Metazoa; Arthropoda; Insecta; Hymenoptera; Braconidae.
CGUGGUCGGGGAAGGCUCGGCCAACUGUCCUGACCAGUAUCUUUUACAUACUUUCUAAAGAGCCUAGCCGAGGCUCAUCCGCAUGAUUUUUUUUAUUUUGUAAGUGAAUGCCAGACUGGGAGAUUCACUUUUACGCGGUCGGUCUGAUUUUCUUUCCACGUAAUUCAAUUUUUCAUUUUAGUUUCGGUGGUUUGAAAGUUAGUCCACUGACUUAACGUCCGAAUGUUAUAUCACAGUCCUUGGAAGUGCCGGAGAUGGAUGUCAGUGGUUUAAAAUAUUUUGUUAUCGCUAUUGUUUAUUUUACAUGCAAGGUCGAGGGACAGAAUAAGACUCUUAAGGAUUUGUUUAACAGUACGUCUUGUGCUCAACCACCGUAUACCUGUCCACAUCCGCAGAUUCAGUUUUAUCUUUACACGAGGACGACCCAGAAAAAUCCGGCUUUGUUGAACGUCAGGGAUCCUCGAUCACUCGAUUACACAACUUUCGAUAAAUCGCAUUCGACUAAAGUCAUCAUCCACGGGUUUGGGGGAGGAAGGAAUUUGGCCCCCAGCACUGAUUUGAGGAAUGCAUUUUUCAAGCGCGGCAAUUACAAUAUAAUAAUAGUAGAUUACGGUUCAUUGGUACGAGAGCCAUGUCUAUCGCAAAUGCAAUGGGGUCCGGACUUUUGUUCGCGUUGUAUUGCUCAAUUGGUGAGGUACUUGAGGGAUCAUCAGCGAGGUACACCAGUGGAGACUAUUCACGUUCUGGGGUACAGCGUUGGUGCUCAUAUAGCUGGCCUCAUAGCAAAUCAUCUACCCGAUGACAAAUUGGGGAGGAUAACGGAUGAUUGUUUCAGGUCUAGAUCCGACAAUAUUUUUUUAUAUGAAUGGAAACAGAUCCAGGGACUUGGACGAGACCGAUGCGCACUUUGUCGAUAUUAUUCAUACAGGUGCUGGCAUUUUGGGACAGUGGGGACCAAAUGGUCAUGCCGAUUUUUAUGUCAAUGGAGGCUCCAGUCAGCCUGGAUGCGCCUCUACGUCGAUACUCAGAACACUAUCCUGCGAUCACACGAAAGUAACUCCUUAUUACAUCGAGUCGAUAACGACAAAGUCGGGAUUUUGGGCGGCGCCUUGUCCAAAUUUAUUCUCAUACAUCAUAGGGUUGUGCCGUCCAGAGGACGACGAAUGGAUCCCGAUGGGGGAAGAUACCCCUCAUACCGCAAGAGGAAUCUUCUAUCUGUCAACAAACGGACACAAACCAUACGCCCGAGGACAUCCAGGAAAAAAACCACCCCAGAAAAAUCGGAAGCAAUCGUUCUACCGCCAGUAUUAAGUCUGCUAAAGCAGCUGAUAAAUAUCAUCAUCGAAUAGUCUCCAAAUAAUUCAUCGUAUUGUGUUCUGUCCGUUAUCUAAGCACUUCUACAUUUAUACCCAUUAAUGUAUCUCAUUAAAAAAAAUAAUUAUUGAAAAUUGUAACAGAAAAAUGAUA